Sodiomyces alkalinus F11 is the source of this 3225-nucleotide messenger RNA. RefSeq lists its product as hypothetical. Lineage: Eukaryota; Fungi; Ascomycota; Sordariomycetes; Glomerellales; Plectosphaerellaceae. The transcript has 6 exons. Bases 1 to 3225 code for a protein of 1074 amino acids. The record is from RefSeq and is a predicted model, not a curated record.
AUGUCACACUUCUUCGUCUCUUCCUUUGCGUUCGAACUACCUCUUCACCCUCCGUUUCGCACCCUACAUAUCCAAACUGAAGGCGACUUCGGGCGACUGCGAACGACUCGUAUCCGACGAUUUGACGAAUACCACAGAGGACAUACCAACGCGCACGCUCUGAAGGACACAGUCGCCUGGUCCUCCUUCUCGUCAUCACAUUGGCCAUCAUGCACCCGUGUCAUCUCGAUAACACCUGCUCAUCUUGUGUUCCAUACCAGUGAUAGCCCGUGGAAGAUGCCUUUAUGGCCCUUUCGGAGGAAAACAGGGCGAAAACGCUCCCGCAGCGGCUCCGCCUUGUCCGAUGGCGACGCCCCGGUCCCGGUGCCCCAGGCCGGCAGCGACGACCGACCUUCCGCUUUCACUCCUGCCACGAGAACGGCCUCCCAAAAGAAGCAACGGACAGAGCAGACCCCCCCGAAUGCGCUGCACCGGCAAGCUCGCACGUACAGCUUCUCCCCAGGACGUAAUGAUUCCAUCCGCGCCCCAGGAAGGGUGACCUCGGACCCCCCACCACCUCGCUCCGAGUCACCCCAGGCGCAGUCAAUAGAGGACAAGGGACAAGAUGCAGCCUGGCCCCGCGUUCCGACCUUACAUAAGAAGAAUUCCGACCGACGUGUUCUCCGACGGAAAAGUACCAAGAGGAAGAGAAAGGACCCUGACCGCGAGGCCGAGAUUAAGGCCAUGAGCCACUUCGUGCCGGCCCGACCAGCAGUCGAUUCGUGGCCUGGAGGCCGGCCUAUCAGGGCGGAAAGCAAGAGGGCUAAGGCGGGCAUCACAAAUGCUGGGACUUGGAGUCCUACAUCCGACGUCUCUCUGCCUUUUCAAGAGUCCAUCCACUCGACCAUGUCUUCCGACUCCGAGCACGCCUCCUACAAAAUCUCAGCUCUGGAAGCCCUUACCCCCCGCCCAACCCUGCGAUAUGCUGCCACCCCACGACGCAAUCCCUCCACAGGCUCGGUCCUCGCUCGGACAUCCUCGCAGAGGAGGAAGCUCGUCAAGCAGGAACCUAUACCAGAGGCGACCUUAAAGGCUCACAAGCGAAUAGACAGCCUAGCCGACGACCUCGACGCUGCUGGCUUACGGGAGCUCAUGGAACGCGACAAGCGUCGGAGGGAAAGAAAACGGCAGCGAGAGCAGGAGCGCAUUGAGAGGUACUUGUCCAGAUGCGCAGAAAAACAGAAAGAAGCUGAGGCUGAAGCCUCGGCGAGAGGCACCCCAUCCCCGCAGAAUCUUGAAAGAGGUGUGAUGGGAAGGGAAGUCCUUGGCCUAGGUAUCGACACGACCUCCGCAGUGGUCACUUCGUCAAGGAGACGUCCAUCAGAUGACUCUAUCCAGAGGUCCAACAAGUCGCCCGAGGACGGCACGCCAGUUCAAGAGCCGCACGGCAUCGAUCCUCGCCGCCGCCAGCCCGAAGCUCUAAGCCACUUCUACAGGACAGAUAGCACACCUCGAGAUCCUCCGACUUUCACCCCAGAACUAAACCCGCCGAGCGCAGCCCCAUCACCAGGCCCCGAAGACUCCAAACCGCUCAGGAUGGCCUUCUUGCGAUCGAGGAAGUCAAGGUCACGGACGACGUUGGCAUCGGACGAGAGGCGCAAUUUUUCGUCCUUGGCAUCCAAGUCCAAUGACUCCGUUUCCGGGACCAAAAAUUCCGAAACGAGUGGGCGAGGAGGAAAACGCAGUCUCUCGGCACUAUUCAGGUGGGGUACAAAGAGCAUACGGAAGAGCUCAGGCCCCUCUUCAUUCUCCAACACCUCCCGCGAAGAGAUGCAAGCAGCGGUGGCCCAAGCGCCUGCGCCUGCGCAUGCACAAGCGCAGGCGCACGUGCAGGUACAGGUACAGGCACUGGCACUGGCGCUCGCGCGGGCGCAAGCCCAGGAUCAGGAUCAGAAGCAGAAGCAGAAUCAAGCCGAGUCAGAAAAAUUGCAGACUUUACAGACGACACAAAUGACAGCACCUGGUGCCAUGUUGACGGAUGCCCCUUCUCCCUCAACAGUGGGCUCUCAGUCUAGGGCCAUGGGUACCCGAGGCCCCAAACGGACGCGGUCUCGUUUCAGGGAAGAUCUACCUGAGAUGCCGAUAUCACCCCCAGAGUCCCGCGUGGCCUCCCCGGAGGCCGAGGUCAAGGCACACGAGGUCAUUCUGGAGGAUACGGCUCCAGGGCUAACCUUAGCCCCAGCAAUACAAAAUAACACACCCACAUCGAAACCGCAAUCCGCGCGACAGACAAAUAUGCAGCAAACAUCAGCACCACUCCACCAAUCUAUGCAGGACUCCCCUCAACCGCACUCCAUCUCCCUCGCGUCCAUUGAUUCAGAAGGGUCCUGGCUCUCCGGGAAGCUCGGGAAGCGGUCCUCCUCUGGCAUGGGUAUGCGGGACAGCCUCGCUCGCCACGCGAGGGCUAAUCGGCGCCGUUCCCUUCAUUCCACUAGCGGUACAACCGAGGACGAGCUUGUGGAAGACGAGUAUCUAUCCAAUCUCGCCACACCGCCACGGGAAAGACAGCCGGACGAGAACGGCCAAUAUGGUGGUGGACGUCGUUGGUCCGAGGAAGGGCGUCCCAGCAGUGACGAUGACGAGCUAGCCAACACGUAUGGGGAUGGGGGUGAGAUGAGUGUGGGAACCGUCAAGAGUCAUCACCCCCAAAUACACCGUCAAGAACACCAGGCCUCUCUCAUGAAAAGCCGCGAGGGCCUCGUCAACGAAUUCGACGGGGACCGACAGUCGACGCCUUCGGUCGAAUUAGACUCAGAUGAGACGUCUCAUGUCGGGCGCGCGACCAGCGUCGAUUUUGGGCGCAAAGGUCAUGUCCGGCACGUCAGCGCAGGAAGCGCCAAGUUGCUUGACAUGACUCCGCGGGCCACGGAGAGCACCAGUUCCGACCCAGACGCCAGCCAUUCGAUGCAAGACGACCAGAGCAGAACCGUUCAUUCAAGCUUAACAAUGCUUUGCUCUUUCGUCUUGCCUGUGCUGGCUCUGGGUUUCGGCUGGACACUACCUGCUCGUUUAACCAUUUCUCGACUUCCUCGACUCACGCAAGGGUUACAUGCGCUCGGCGCCCCUCUCGUCCAUUGCCUGUUUCAGGGGGAGCGAAAGGAGAAAGGCAAGCUCAGAGCAAGACAAGGUGCCGCAAUGCGGAAGAUGUAUAUUUCUGUUAGGGAGGGCAAGCGGAACCUCCCUUGA